Messenger RNA from Trifolium pratense (red clover), 780 nucleotides. RefSeq names its product putative UPF0481 protein At3g02645. The record is from RefSeq and is a predicted model, not a curated record. The transcript has a single exon. Lineage: Eukaryota; Viridiplantae; Streptophyta; Magnoliopsida; Fabales; Fabaceae. Bases 34 to 627 code for a protein of 197 amino acids.
UAAAAUUAGACUAAAGGCAACGAAGCUGACAACAUGAAUCAAGGUCAUAAGAGUUCAGAGAAAAACACCCGGAUGAUGACAUAUAGGAACGUACAAGAUCUAAUAAAAGUAGGAAUAAAACUUGAGCCACGUGCGACACAAGGGCCAAUCGACAUAGAUUUUUUUGAGGGUUGGUUCGCUGCAAAACUGACUCUCCCUGAAAUGAUUGUGGAUGACAUCACAGCCUUUACAUUCCUCAACCUAAUAGCGUAUGAGAUGUGUCCUGAUUUUGAUAAUGACUAUGAGAUAAGUUCUUUUGUAUCUUUCAUGGACUCACUCAUUGACAAUGCUGAAGAUGUGAGAAUAUUGAGAAGAAAAGGGAUUUUGCUCAAUUGCCUUGGUAGUGAUGAGGAAGCUGCACAUCUUUUCAAUAUCAUAAGUACCGACUUGUGGGAAAAUAAAUUUACAUAUCCUAUAGUUAGAGUCCAAAUACAUGAGCAUUACUACAAUAAAUACAAGACUUGGAUAGCACUGGGUAUUCACACCUAUUUCAACAAUCCUUGGACCUUUAUUGCCUUCCUAGCUGCCUUUAUCGCACUGACUCUCACUUUUGUUCAAACAUGGUUUACCAUUAAACAGUCCAAGUAAUAAGUGUGUUUUGUUGUGGCAAUGUUGUUUAUUUAGAGUGUGUGCAGGUAAUGUAUACCAUGCAUAAUAGUAGUCGUCUAGUAAGACAAUUACAACUAGUGUACUUCUUCUCUAUAGGCUAUGUGGACUUUAUUUAUGAAUUUUCGGGUUAAA